UUUGGUGGAAGAAAACGAGAGGUUGCUCCUGCCGCCAAAAUUUCAUACAAGUUCAACGGCAUCGUCGCUGCUCAAACGUCCCCUCCCUUGCUCUCGUUUCCAUGGCGUAUUUCCAUGGAAACGAAACCCUUCGAUCUACUCCGCAUACUCCAACCCACCACUUCCUUCUCCAGGCUGGUCCGCGACUCAAACCUCUGCAGCAAGUGCACGCCCACAUAAUCGUAUCGGGCUCUGGUCGCAGCCGAUCCCUUCUCACAAAGCUUCUGAAUCUAGCUUGCGCCGCUGGCUCCAUUGGCUACACACAUCGAAUCUUUCUCUCUGUUACAAAACCUGACUCAUUCUUAUUCAAUUCCCUUAUCAAAUCCACAUCCAAAUUUCACUUUUCUAUUUAUUCCCUUUACUUGUACAGUUGUAUGCUCCUUUGUAAUAUCUCGCCAUCAAAUUAUACAUUCACGUCUGUAAUAAAAUCCUGUGCUGACAUGUCGUUUCUGAAACUUGGUAAAGUCAUUCAUGGCCACGUCUUGGUUAAUGGGUUUGGCUUGGAUGUUUAUGUGCAGGCUGCUUUGGUCGCUUUUUAUGGGAAGUCUGGUGAUUUGGGCAAUGCGAGGAAGGUGUUUGAUAAAAUGCCGGUCAGAAGUAUUGUGGCGUGGAAUUCAAUGAUUUCAGGAUACGAGCAAAAUGGGUAUGGGAAGAAUGCAAUUACGUUGUUUAAGAAAAUGAGGGAAGCAGGUAUAGAGCCGGAUUCUACCACUUUGGUGAGUUUAUCAUCAGCUUGUGCUCAAUUGGGGGCACUAGGCAUGGGAUGUUGGGUGCAUGAGUACAUCGCUAGGCAUGGUUUGAAUUUGAAUGUCGUGCUUGGUACUUCGUUAAUCAACAUGUAUACGAGGUGUGGUGAUGUAGGGAGAGCAAGGGAAGUUUUUGAUUCAAUGAAUGAAAGAAAUGUUGUUGCUUGGACAGCAAUGAUUUCAGGAUAUGGAAUGAAUGGUUUUGCUCACCAGGCUGUUGAGUUGUUUGAUGAAAUGAGAAGGAGAGGUCCAUGUCCCAAUAGCAUUACAUUUGUUGCUGCUUUGUCUGCAUGUGCUCAUGCAGGGCUGGUGAAAGAAGGUCGCCGGGUGUUUGCAAGCAUGAGAGAAGAGUAUCACUUGAUGCCAGGCGUGGAGCAUCAUGUCUGUUUGGUAGAUAUGCUUGGGCGUGCUGGACUCCUUGAUGAAGCAUAUAGCUUUAUCAAUGAAGAAGUUCCUAAAGAGCCAGCAGCAGCUAUCUGGACAGCCAUGCUUGGGGCUUGCAAGAUGCAUAAGAAUCUAGAUCUUGGCGUGCAAGUUGCUGAGCAGCUAUUAAAUGUUGAACCUGAAAAUCCAGGUCACUAUGUCAUGCUAUCUAAUAUAUAUGCUUUGGCAGGACGAAUGGAUCGAGUAGAAAUGGUUAGAAACAUUAUGAUAAAAAAAAGUUUGAAGAAGCAAGUUGGUUAUAGCACAAUAGAAAUUGAUAAUAAGACUUAUUUCUUUAGCAUGGGUGACAAGUCUCACCCCGAGACAAAUGAAAUUUAUCGAUAUUUAGAUGAACUGAUGUCACGGUGUAGAGAAGCAGGUUAUGCAGCAGUACCUGAAUCAGUGUUGCAUGAAUUGGAAGAGGAGGAAAGAGAAUUUGCACUUAGGUACCACAGUGAAAAGCUUGCAAUAGCAUUUGGUCUUUUGAAAAUAAGGCAUGAAGCUCCUAUCAGGAUCAUAAAGAACCUUCGAAUGUGCGAGGACUGCCAUUGGGCAAUUAAGUAUAUUUCAGUUGUUGGUAAUAGAGAAAUUAUUGUCCGGGAUAAGCUUCGUUUCCACCACUUCAAGGAUGGUUCAUGUUCAUGUCAAGACUAUUGGUGAUGGGCACCAUACGUUAUCUAGCAUUUGUUUAUGUUGGUGCCGCAUUAGGUUUUUUGGACAGAGAAAAAAAAAUACAUUCAAAUACAACAACAAUUGAUCAACAUAUGGCACUAUGAUGUUCGUGCCUCUUUUGGAUAAUAAAAAAGUGCUUCUGAGUCAUUAUAUUUCAAACAAAAGAAGCUUGAAAUGUAUGGAAGCAGAGUACAGUUUUGUUUGCACAACCUCAAUUUUGGUUAUGCAGUUGUUGCAAGAAAUGGAUCAUGGAUGAGGUUGGCUGUUAUGUGAUGACAUGAUAUGUACUUUUAUAACACUCGAAAGCAAGAAUUGUUCCCUUUCCGAAUGAAUAUACAUACUGGUUGUCCACAGGACAGAGGAAAUGGGCUAUAUUAUCAUGUAAUUAAGGAAAAUUAAUCAUGGUUUUUCAAUUCCAUGUUGUAAUGCUCGUGAGUGAAGUUCUGGAACUUAAUGACUUAUCAUGAGAUUGCCUUCCAGUUAACCUGAUUAUUGGAGUCCUGGAGAUCUGGGAACAGGUCCUUUUGCCAUUGGUGCUAAAAUUUACAGCUGGCUCCUAGAUCUUCGACUAUGACUUGAAAGCAAGAGUUGAGCUUUGACGCUGCUUGCUUGCUACUACAAUUUGAUGGCUCCCCCUAAGUUAAAAGCUACAGUGAACAGGCCUGAGCCAACUCUUCUUGCUUUGGAAGAGAGCAUUUUCGUUUGAUUCUCUUCAUCCAUGCAUAUUACUGUUGGAGGUGUCAGCGGAUCCAGAGGUUAGUUGGAGUAACUCCUUCCUUGGCUACGAUGCGAUCUUGCGACAUUGUCUUUGCAAUAAACGUGGUUUCUCUUUUGAUUUAAGUACCCGAUUCACUAGGGUUGAAUUGAGUUUUUUAUUUAGAUUGGGUUUUGGAGUUUUUACUUUUAAUCCUCUGGAAUCCUGUUGCAAUUAGGCCUCUAGGCCUAUUGGUAC
Messenger RNA from Manihot esculenta (cassava), 2832 nucleotides. RefSeq names its product pentatricopeptide repeat-containing protein At2g33760. The record is from RefSeq and is a predicted model, not a curated record. Bases 102 to 1868 code for a protein of 588 amino acids. NCBI's taxonomy places the organism in Eukaryota, Viridiplantae, Streptophyta, Magnoliopsida, Malpighiales, Euphorbiaceae. Gene Ontology annotation, biological process: RNA modification. The transcript is spliced from 2 exons. Gene Ontology annotation, molecular function: RNA binding; zinc ion binding; protein binding.